Molecule: messenger RNA, 3073 nt
Organism: Saccostrea cuccullata (small rock oyster)
Lineage: Eukaryota; Metazoa; Mollusca; Bivalvia; Ostreida; Ostreidae
Product: mucin-2-like
Exons: 10
Coding region: 212-3073 (953 amino acids)
Molecular function (GO): protein binding
Source: RefSeq, a predicted model, not a curated record
ACUUUUAAGGAGGUGCAUCACAUUCAUGAUUAUUCAAUGAUACAAAGAAGAAACAAGGGGGGUAAUCCUUGAAGAACGUUUCGACAUUUGGUGACAAUAGCCUGUCGGUGGGAUUAGCCAAUAGUCUUGUGUGGAAUGGCCCUGACCGCCCUGUGAUGGAAUCAGUGCCGGGGAGGUAUUAUGAAGUUAAUUCCAGAUUUGUGGGAUAAAGAUGGAAACCAGGAUAAUUCUGACCACUUUUCUGCUGACGUUGGUGGUUAGGUGUUCGAAGCCCUGUCAACAAGCUAUCGUUCUCCAGGACGACACGCCAGUUUUCAUCAGUACCCCGGGCUUCACGGAGGGGAAACCUUACCCAACAAACACACUCUGUACCUGGGACAUCUCAACAUAUCAAGGGAAUAUUGAGGUUCGAUUUUUAUCUUUCGAUGUGGAGUACGAUGCCAGCUGUAACUGGGACUUUAUAGAGAUGUAUUCAGGUCCGUGUGGAGGGAAUAAUCACGUGAAGUACUGCGGUUCUACACUCCCCCCAGUCCUGACCUCUAUCUCUGGGAGGGUCUGUGUGGAAUUCUAUUCCGAUCCCUACCUAACAAAGCCAGGCUUCAAGGCCCGCCUUCUCCGAGUGGGUAAACAUGAAAAAUCAAAAAACAGUUCAAGUGGUAUCUCCACUUCAACAAGUAAUACAAACAUAACAACAUUUCCUUUACCUACUACGUCACUUCCUUUCACAUCGUCUACAGUAUCAUCUUCAUCAUCACCUCCACCUACAAAAGAAAGCAAUACUUCUUCACCCGGUGAUUCUUCAGCCAAUGUCGGUGGCAGUUCUGGUACACUGACCAGCAAAAAUAUAGAAAUGUGUUUGACAAAUAUUUAUCAUCUUGAUUUAAAACUGAAAGAAAAGUUGGAACUGUUUACUCCUGGAUUUCGGACAGGCAGCAAGUAUCCAGUGAACAAGCAUUGUUCAGUUUCCAUAACAGCAACCAAAAAUAAUACUUUAAAGAUCCAUCUCCUUACUUUGGAGCUGGAGUAUCAUCCCCAAUGUCUGUACGACAGACUCGUUGUUCAUGAUGGUCCUUCACACACGUCACCUGUUAUGUUAUCCUUAUGUGGAAUCCACCAAUCAAACGUCUACCUCUCUACCUCAGACUCGGUUUAUAUUGAGUUUCACUCGGACAUUAUCAUCCCAGCUGCUGGCUUUAAAAUUGUAAUAGAAAAUGAACCCAUCAGCACAAUGCCUAAGAUUUUGACCACUCAUCCCAUAGAGUCUUCUGAAACCACAACCUCGGAGGAUAUUUUGACCACCCAAAAUGUACAAACAAUACCUUCGACUAUCUCGACUACUCAAAAUGUACAAACAACACCUUCGACCAUCUUGACCACUAAAAAUGUACAGUCAACAACACCUGGGGCUAUAAUGACCACUCAGAAUACACAGACCCCACUAACCACAACACAUGGAGAUAUCUUGACCACACAAAAGGUGUUAACUUCUUCACCCACAAAACCCUCAGAUAUAUUUACUACUCAAAAUGUACAUACUCUUCCAGUGACAAAAACCGGCGACACUGCUGUACAAGACGUAUUUACCUCAACAACCUCUACCUCCGACUCGAAACAAAUUACGACUGAAUUGUUAUCUACCUCAUCUACUGUAUCAGCUGACGACAAAUUGACAUCAUCAGCAACAACGUCAAGAGCAACAACGAUUGCAUCACCAGCUACUCAACUGACAUUAAAGUCAUCAAAAAUUCCAUUGACAAAUACAUUUUUAUCCACAACAACACCAACAAAAGAUCAAAAUCCAGUAACAAAAGAAACAGCAAAAUCAACAACGACCUUAGCAUCUCCGAUGUCAACAAACUCUAAAACCGUUAUUACGCUACCAUUGAGAAUACUUACAGUACCAACAAAAAUAACACAGACGUCUUCCAUACCGACAACAAAGUUACCUAAAACAUCUUCAUUUUUAACAACCAUAUUAAAAUCAUCAACGGCACACACAACUGCAGUAAAUCAAAUCAAAAGCACAACUGCCAAAACUUACAACGGAACUACUGAAACAUGGAUAACGAAACAGCAAUCGUCCACACUGGCGACCGACGCUCUACAUGUAAAAGCAAGUACCAUACACAAAAAUAUGCCAUCUUCUUCUUCACCUCUAUCAUCAUUUUCAACAAGUUCCACGACAGUUGCAGUAAGGACAUCAUGGACACAAAGGUCUUCUACAUCUGCGGAUAUUUCAAGUUCCAAAACAACAGUUAAAAGUUCUCCAUCCACAGUAACAGUUCCACCCUCCCCCAGUCUCCCAAUGGAGUGCCUGGGGGUAGAUAAAGUUUUCUCCUCUCUAGGAAGACAUGUUGUUCAGUCCCCUGGGAUGGAGACUGGAGAACUGUACCCCAAUGAUGUUCAAUGUUCCUGGAUUUUCAUUGCACAAGACGACCAGGAAAUAAAAAUCGGUUUCGAAAUGUUCGAUGUCGAACAUGAAAAGGAUUGCAAGUAUGACAGUCUACAACUGUACAAUGGAUCAUCCGUAAAGAGUGAAGUAAUAAAGCGAUACUGUGGAAAGGAACUCCCUUCAAAUUUUACUUUUCCUGGGAAUCAGAUGUAUCUGCUGUUUAUAUCUGACCGUCGUGUGCAGAGUAUCGGCUUCAAAUUAAACGUGGACAUUGUAAAGAAACCCACGAAAACCAAAAACUGUCUAUUGGGAGAAAAGCGUUGUCUGGACGGUUCCUGCGUCCCAUCUGAAUGGUUCUGUGAUGGCGAGAUAGACUGUCCAGACAAAAGCGACGAACAAGUCUGCGGACAGUGUGUGUCUGGUGAGUUCAGGUGUACCAAUGGAGAGUGUAUAUCGACUUACCUAAGAUGUGACGGCAAGCCAGACUGCUCGGGGCAUGAAGACGAGACUGACUGCUUUUCCUUGAAUGACCAUUCAGAGAUACUCGUCAAGUACAACAACAAGGACCUGCCUAUAUGUCGAGAUACAUGGGAAAACAAACUUGCUGAGUUAAUUUGUUCAGAUUAUUUCUUCAGGUAUAAAAGAUCAAUGAUCAUAUAUAUAUACUUAAAUCAACAUUAA